CAGCUCUGUUACACUCGUUAUAGGGCAGCACCAGCUCCGGCAGCCACACGUCUCUGCCCUGGCCCUGGCCUGGCGACCAGGCUAUAAUAGUUGGACAGACUAGAGACAGACAAGCAGAAGGACCAGCCUUCCUCAUGGCAACUGCAGAAAAAGGAGCAACACAGCCAGGAAGCCCAAACCCAGAAGCGGACAAUGCCCCCAAAGGCAGGGCUGAUGAGGCUUCUCUUGUCCAGGAGAAAGGGGCUGUGCCUCCAGGUCAGCCCCUGCCUGGCAGCCCAGGCCCCCCCAAGGAGAGAGCUACUGCUGCUGGUGGGGUGACCCUCCCAGACGGAGGGGUAGGGGAGGCAUCUCUGGCAGCGGAGGGAAGUGCUGGGGUAACCGCUGCCCUGCCCCAGCAGUCUUCAUCGAAGGACUCCUCAGGGAAGAAAUCAGAGGCUGGCACCAAGAGCUCUGACACUGGACAGGACAACAAGGGUAGCCAAGGGGCAGGAGAACAGGCUAAGGGAGAAAAGAAGCCUGAAGGCAAAUCCCACCCUAAGAAGGCACCCCCACCCUUCUUGCACAGCCCCAGCUGCCCUGCUACUCUUCAGAGCUCUGAGAAAGUGAUGGAGAAGAGCCUGGGGGAAGCAGAGAAAGCUCUAGGUGCUGGAAAGCACAGUUCCCAGAUCUCAGAAACCAUCCCUGGACAAACCAGCUCCACCCCAGGUGCUUCUAGCAAGCCUGAAGAGGGAGGGAAGAAGUCCCUGGAUCCUCUGGCAGGGAGCCAGAAGGAGAAGCCUUUGGAGAAGGCUCAGGGCCCAGAUGGAGAGAAAUCCCAGGCCCAGUCCAGCCCCGCUAGUCCUCCCAGGGCCCAGCCCGACAGCAGCUCAGCUAAAGGAGCAGGGGACAACCCUGAACGGAUCGUGUUCCAGGCUGUUCCCUUGGAAAAAGAGACGACAGAGAAGACCGCCUGUCCUACUGCCAACAAAGAGGAUAACUUCGAGAUUCUAGAUGACUGCCCCCCUCCUCCAGCUCCCUUCUCCCAUCGAAUUGUGGAGCUAAAGACAGCAAAUGUGAGCAGUGAAUUCACCAUCAAUUCCCAGCACCAACUGGGAGGGGGGAAAUUUGGGGAAGUAUGUACCUGUACAGAGAAAGCCACAGGCCUCAAACUGGCUGCAAAGAUCAUCAAGAAGCAAAGCCCAAAAGACAAGGAGAUGGCACUGUUGGAAAUCGAGGUGAUGAACCAGCUAAACCACCACAAUCUUAUCCAGCUCUAUGCAGCCAUCGAGACGUCCCAUGAGAUCAUCCUCUUCAUGGAGUUCGUGGAGGGCGGAGAGCUGUUUGAGAGGAUUGUGGAUGAGGACUACCAGCUGACGGAGGUGGAUACCAUGGUGUUUGUCAGGCAAAUCUGUGACGGGAUCCUUUUUAUGCACAAAAUGAGAGUCCUUCACUUGGAUCUCAAGCCUGAGAACAUCUUGUGUGUCAGCACCACGGGCCACAUGGUGAAGAUCAUCGACUUUGGCCUGGCACGGAGGUACAAUCCCAAUGAGAAGCUCAAAGUCAACUUUGGGACCCCCGAGUUCCUGUCCCCUGAGGUGGUGAAUUACGACCAAAUAUCGGAUAAGACAGACAUGUGGAGCAUGGGCGUGAUCACCUACAUGCUGUGA
Messenger RNA from Gracilinanus agilis (Agile Gracile Mouse Opossum), 1646 nucleotides. RefSeq names its product myosin light chain kinase 2 (gene MYLK2). The transcript is spliced from 10 exons. The coding region runs from base 135 to 1646 and encodes 503 amino acids. Gene Ontology annotation, biological process: positive regulation of apoptotic process; cardiac muscle tissue morphogenesis; striated muscle contraction. Gene Ontology annotation, cellular component: nucleus; cytoplasm. Lineage: Eukaryota; Metazoa; Chordata; Mammalia; Didelphimorphia; Didelphidae. The record is from RefSeq and is a predicted model, not a curated record. Gene Ontology annotation, molecular function: ATP binding; myosin light chain binding; myosin light chain kinase activity.